CUUCUGUGUGGGGCUAAAGGCUCGGUUGCCUCACUACUCAUGCUGAAGCAAUCCUUUCUUCCAUCUCCCAGCUGUGCAUCUCAAUUCUUGCAACCUAUUGCGCAAAGCGCUACCAAUGGCUGAGAAGGAAGAAUGCAAGGUGCUCAUCGAGCAACCCAGCAACGCCGCCGGUGAUCCACGCCAAGAAGACGACCGCGAAGAAGAAGAAGACGACGACGACGAUAGCUCGAGCUUAAUCCUGGUGGCCAACCUCAUCCUGAGCGGGACGGCGCGGCUCAACGUCCUCCUCCCCACCGCCACCAUCCUCACCUUCGCCAUCUUCGCGCCGCUCCUCACCGACGACGGCAAGUGCACCCACCUCAACCGCGUCCUCACCGGCGCGUUCAUGCUCCUCUGCGCCGCCUCCUGCGUCUUCUUCACGCUCACCGACAGCUUCCGCUCCCCCACCACCGGCCGCCUCCGGUACGGCAUCGCCACGCCGGCGGGCAUCCGCACGUUCUGCGUCGUGGCGCGCCGCCGGAAGGCCGCGCCGAGGGACCCGGAGAGGUACAGGCUGCGGCGGUCGGACCUCUUCCACGCCGCCCUGGCCCUCGUCGCCUUCGUCACGUUCGCGGCGUCGCACCACGACAUCGUGCUGUGCUACUACCCCGGGGUGCCCAGGAAGGUGGUCAACACCGUGCCGCUCGUGGUCGGCUUCGUGGUGAGCCUCCUCUUCGUGCUCUUCCCUUCCAAGAGGAGAGGGAUCGGGUACCCUUUCCUGCUCAGGACCGACCUCGUGUACCUACGCCGCUGAGACGAACCACCGGGUCGCAUGGUGAUUUGAUCGCUGGAUUUGUAUACGUGAAAAAAGUAUUUUACAGGGUUUGUCUGGGCCAAAAUGUAUGUACAUUCUUCAUUGCCUUCUCUCUCAAGUGAAGUACAAAGCUGAAAAAGGAUGUGUAUUCGAGGGGGAGAUGUAUGGCGAGUAACU
This is a messenger RNA of Oryza brachyantha (malo sina), 970 nucleotides long. RefSeq names its product protein DMP7-like. Gene Ontology annotation, biological process: endomembrane system organization. NCBI's taxonomy places the organism in Eukaryota, Viridiplantae, Streptophyta, Magnoliopsida, Poales, Poaceae. The record is from RefSeq and is a predicted model, not a curated record. The transcript has 2 exons. Bases 116 to 793 code for a protein of 225 amino acids.